This is a messenger RNA of Solanum verrucosum, 912 nucleotides long. RefSeq lists its product as uncharacterized. The record is from RefSeq and is a predicted model, not a curated record. NCBI's taxonomy places the organism in Eukaryota, Viridiplantae, Streptophyta, Magnoliopsida, Solanales, Solanaceae. The coding region runs from base 1 to 912 and encodes 303 amino acids. The transcript is spliced from 4 exons. Gene Ontology annotation, molecular function: zinc ion binding; nucleic acid binding.
AUGAAAAGGAAGAAUGGUAAGUCCACUUUUGGUGACCUCAAAGUGGACAUGAAUACCAUAAGGGCGAAUGCAAGAAGGAUGGAAGAGGAGAUUGUGAAUGAGGGAGUUCCUCCCCAAGGUCCUAAAGGUGACCAAGUUCCUCAAGGAAAUCAAGUUCUGGUUGAUCCUCCAGCCAUGUCUAAUGAAGAAGUUAGGUUGAGGGAUUUUGUGAGGAUGAAUCCUCCGGUAUUUCUUGGUUCCAAGGUAGGAGAGGAUCCCCAAGAGUUUGUGGAUGAGAUGUAUAAGGUUUUACCCCGUGAGAAGAGGGAAGCUACAGUGAAGGAUUUUAUCAACCUUAGGCAAGGUAGCAUGAGUGUGCAAGAGUAUUCCUUGAAAUUUACCCUAUUGACUAUGUAUGCUCCAUCUUUGGUGUCUAACUCUAGGGAUGAGAUGAGUAGAUAUGUGAAGGGUGUGUCCAACCUAGUUGAGGAAGAGUGUCAUACAACAAUGCUCCAUGAUGACAUGAAUAUCUCUAGUUUUAUGGUGUUUGCUCAACAAAUUGAGGAGUUCAAAAUUAAGAAAAAAAAUAGGGAGAUGAAAAGGACUAGGUCGGAUGAACAAGGUCAACCAAGGUUCAAAAAGAGGGCUUUUAACCAAGAUUCUUCAAGCACUUCUAGGGUUAACCAAGAGAAAGGUAAUGGGUCUCCAUUUCCUAAAUCCACUUGCACCACUUGUGGAAAGAAGCAUUAUGGGAAGUGCCUAGCCUAUACUAAUGGGUGUUAUGGUUGUGGAAAAAGUGAUCAUCAAGUGAGAAAUUGCCCAACACUCACGGCCAAAGGAAGAGAGGUCAAACAAGCUUCUCUUGAUGGUACGGUUCCUAUUCCUCUAAAUUAUGGUUGUUUCUAUGCACUUCCAUCUAAAGAGGACAAAUGA